AUGUCUUCGUCAUUUACUCGAGUGGUGCGCCCUGCUCUACAAGGUGGUCGAGGUCUCACACAGCGCAUUGCCACACGAGCCACCGCUCCCCGAACGUUGACGAGAAUAAACCUCAACACUGCUCGUCCUCUAUCUACAACAUCCAUCCGCCGCAAUGAGCAAAUCGACAUCUCCGAGAUCCCUCCUACACCCAUCACUCACCUCUCCGAGAUCGAGGCUGCCAUGGCCGACACCGUCUCCAAGUUCUCUACAGAUGUGAUUCUUCCUCGUGCGCGUGACAUGGACGAGGCUGAGGAGAUGGACCCCGCUGUUGUUGAGCAGCUGUUCGAGCAGGGUCUCAUGGGUAUUGAGAUCCCCGAGGAGUACGGAGGUGCCGGCAUGAACUUCACUUCCGCCAUUAUCGCCAUUGAGGAGCUUGCCCGUGCAGACCCCUCCGUUUCCGUCCUGGUUGAUGUGCACAACACCCUCUGCAACACAGCUAUCAUCAAGUACGCCUCCACUGCUAUUAAGAAGAAGUGGCUCCCUCGCCUUGCGACCAACACCGUUGCGUCUUUCUGUCUCUCUGAGCCUGUCUCUGGUUCCGACGCUUUUGCCAUGGCCACAAGAGCUACUGAGACCGCCGACGGUUUCAAGAUCUCAGGUAGCAAGAUGUGGAUUACAAACUCCAAGGAAGCCGAAUUCUUCAUUGUCUUUGCCAACCUCGACCCCAGCAAGGGCUACAAGGGAAUCACUGCCUUCAUCGUCGAGAAGGGCACCAAGGGUUUCUCUAUUGCUAAGAAGGAGAAGAAGCUCGGCAUUCGCGCCUCAAGCACAUGCGUCAUUAACUUCGACGACGUUGUGAUCCCCAAGGAGAACCUCCUCGGUGAGCGUGGCCACGGUUACAAGUACGCCAUUGCCCUUCUCAACGAGGGCCGAAUUGGUAUCGCUGCCCAGAUGACCGGCCUGGCUCUCGGUGCUUUUGAGAACGCUGCUCGCUACGUCUGGAACGACCGCAAGCAGUUCGGCUCUCUUGUUGGUGAGUUCCAGGGCAUGCAGCACCAGCUCGCCCAGGCCUACACCGAAAUCACUGCCGCUCGCGCUCUCGUCUACACUGCUGCUCGCAAGAAGGAGGCUGGCGAGGACUUUGGUUCCGCCAUCGAGUGGAUGGGUGGCAUGGGCUUUGUCCGCGAGGGUCUUGCUGAGAAGUACUUCCGUGACAGCAAGAUCGGUGCCAUUUAUGAGGGUACCAGCAACAUCCAACUUAACACUAUUGCCAAGCUCCUGCAGAAGGAGUACACAUCGUAG
Molecule: messenger RNA, 1284 nt
Organism: Fusarium fujikuroi IMI 58289
Lineage: Eukaryota; Fungi; Ascomycota; Sordariomycetes; Hypocreales; Nectriaceae
Product: probable acyl-CoA dehydrogenase short-branched chain precursor
Exons: 4
Coding region: 1-1284 (427 amino acids)
Cellular component (GO): mitochondrion
Molecular function (GO): acyl-CoA dehydrogenase activity; flavin adenine dinucleotide binding
Source: RefSeq, a predicted model, not a curated record